AUGGUAUCAGAAGAGCCAAUAUCUAACGAGUCACCGAUCCGAGUUACCAGCAUGUCUUCCUCCUCUGAUCAAAACCCAAACUUUAAUCUCAACACCCAACCUCCUUUCGCAGCAGAAAAACCACUCAUUGCUCUCAACAUCACUGCCCAAAUCAAUGAAAAGUUAACUCCCUCCACCUUUCCUCAAUGGCGUGCUCAAUUUGAAGCACUCCUUAUUGGUUACGAUUUACUUGAUUAUGUCAAAGGCACCCUUCGGUGUCCCUCUUCGGCUGGUACCGCUGCUGAUGAGCUCCUCUACAUCUUCGUCAAUCACCCCACUCAUUGCUACUCAAAGACCUCUCAUGAAGCUUGGAAAAAGCUCAAAAAUUUAUAUGCUAGCCGAUCACGAACUCGUGCUAUGCAGUUAAAGGAGGAACUCACCUUAAUCCAUCGUGGAAAUCGGUCAAUCACGGAAUAUCUCCAUGCUGUGAAGGCCUUGGCUGAUGAAAUAGCCAUUAUUGAUCAUCCAAUUUCGGAUGAUGAUCUAACCCUUUAUGUAUUAAAUGGUUUAGGUCCAGAUUUUCGGGGGAUCGCAGUGCCUAUCCGAGCCCGAGAAUCAUCAUUAGCCUUUGAAGAGUUGCACAAUCUUCUGGUUGGACACGAAGCAUAUCUGAGGCACUUGGAAGCUGCAACGCAGCACUUAGUUGCUUCCGCCAACUUCACGAAGACGAAGCCAUCUGCGCAAGGGGGGAGUCAAUCGUGGUCCUUCAAGAAAAAUGAUCCUGCUCGUGGGCCUUGA
This is a messenger RNA of Juglans regia (Persian walnut), 777 nucleotides long. RefSeq lists its product as uncharacterized. The record is from RefSeq and is a predicted model, not a curated record. The coding region runs from base 1 to 777 and encodes 258 amino acids. The transcript is spliced from 2 exons. Lineage: Eukaryota; Viridiplantae; Streptophyta; Magnoliopsida; Fagales; Juglandaceae.